Molecule: messenger RNA, 1132 nt
Organism: Bombyx mori (domestic silkworm)
Lineage: Eukaryota; Metazoa; Arthropoda; Insecta; Lepidoptera; Bombycidae
Product: esterase AGAP003155
Exons: 4
Coding region: 281-1060 (259 amino acids)
Biological process (GO): response to retinoic acid
Cellular component (GO): cytoplasm; nucleus
Molecular function (GO): hydrolase activity
Source: RefSeq, a predicted model, not a curated record
UGCAAGUAACCGUAGACUAUACGGUACACAUAAUUUUUACAAGUGACAAUAAAAAAAAAUUUAAGGACUGCAAAAUGUGCGAGACAAUGGGAUUUAAUUAAAAAAUUAUUAUUAUUGUUUAAUUUAUGAAUUGGUGUAAGUUAAAUGUUUUGCGGCGUACAAAUAAAUUAAAUACUAAAUCUGCUGCAAAUUCUAACCAAAAGACUAAAGUAAUGUAAGCGGUGUCUAGUAGGCCUGGUGUUAGUCCAUCAAGAGUUUAUUUCGUUUACCUUAAUUUUUUAUGGUUACUCUGAAACGUAUAGUAAUUAACAGAAACUCGAUAUUUGUACGAGCCAUGUCUGAACACAAUUCAAAUUCCAACCAGUCAGAAAACAUGAUGGAUACUGAACAACCCAAGUUAAAAAUAUUGGCUUUUCACGGUUACCGGCAGAACGGUACCGUAUUCAGAGCUAAAAUAGGAUCAUUCCGGAAGGCUGUUGCUAAAUACGCACAGCUAACUUUUAUUUCUGCCCCUCAUAAAGUCUUGAAUGAUGGCAGUGGAAGUGAAGAUUCGCGCUCAUGGUGGUUCAAUUCAGAAGAUAACACAUUCAGCGGCAAGUGUUUAGGAGGUCCGGCUGUGGGUUUUGAAGAAACUUUGAGAUUAAUUGAGUUGGUGGUGGAGGAGCAUGGACCUUUCCAUGGAUUUAUGGGUUUCUCACAGGGAGCAUGUUUGGUGGGCUUAUUGGCGGCCAUGCAACAAAAAGGAUAUUUAAAGUAUGCCUUCGAUUUUGCAAUAUUUCUGUCAGGAUUCAGAUCAGAGAGUUUAGUACAUAAAGGUUUUUAUGAUGAGGAUAUUGCAUUGCCUUCAUUACAUGUUUAUGGCGAAAGUGACUCCAUUAUACCAAAAGAAAUGAGUGAAUCUCUAAUCAACAUAUUCAUAAAACCGACGGUAUCAGAACACUCUGGCGGACACUAUGUUACUUGUUCUGAUGGCCUAAAGUAUACAUACCAAGAUUUUUUGAAGAGCAGGCAUCAGGAACUAGUUGAAGAAAAUAGCUCCGAUAAAAAUGAGAAGACAUAAUUUUAGUUUUAAUAUAUGUACUUGUGAUGUGUAAAUAAUAAAUAUUAAAUUAGAAUUAAAUAAUUAAGUCAG